AUGGCGGUGGUUCAAAGUCAACCGGAAGCAAGAACAAGAUUUACACGUAGUUAUAAGAUUUGGUAUCUUCAUGGAGAAAGAUUUGAGUAUGGUAGUAGUAGCGAACCUCAAACUGCCGAUAGGUUAGAUGAACCUACCACGGAUGUAGAUUUUGGGUUAGGGAUUGUUCAGAUGGUAUAUGAUGCAUAUGGAGAAAAUUUACCGUCGGGUGAAGAGGAAGGAGAUAGACAAGAACAACCCAAUGUAGAAAAUUUCCCAUGUGAAGAGGAAGGCGAACGAGAACAACCCAAUCUAGAAGCCAGAAGAUUUUUUGAAAUGUUAGAUGCAGCUAAGCAGCCAUUGUAUCAAGGAUGUAAAGAUGGGCAUUCACCUUUAUCAUCCGCAAGUCGAUUGAUGGCGCUAAAGACUGACUAUAAUUUGGCUGAAGAAUGUGUGGAUGCGAUUGCAGAUUUUGUUAAAGAUGUUCUUCCUGAAGAUAAUCUUGCACCUGGCUCAUAUUAUGAGGUACAAAAAUUGGUCGCUGGUCUUGGCUUACCAUAUCAGGUGAUAGAUGUAUGCAUCGAUAACUGCAUGAUUUACUGGAGAGCAGAUGAGAACAGGGAGAGAUGUAAAUUCUGUCGGAAACCUCGUUAUCAGGAUACGACUGGAAGAGUUCCGGUGCCAUACAAACGAAUGUGGUAUUUGCCGUUGACUGAAAGAUUAAAGAGGUUAUAUCAGUCUGAACGAACAGCAGAACCAAUGAGAUGGCAUGCUGAGCACUUAACAAAUGGUGAGAUAACACAUCCUUCCGAUGCAGAGGCGUGGAAGCAUUUUCAAUCAACAUAUCCAGAAUUUGCAUCUGAGAACAAGAGGGUGUUUGACAGUCCACCUGAAGAAGUAAGUGGCAAAAAUUUGAAGGAACAAUUAAGAGAUUUUGGUGCAGAUAAAACGCCAGACGUGGGUGGAAACGGACAUGAACCGAUUUAUGGUGUAGGGGAAAAUCAUAAUUGGCAUAAGAAGAGUAUCUUCUGGGAUUUGCCCUAUUGGGAGACUCAUUUGUUGCGGAACUGUUUAGAUGUCAUGCAUAUUGAGAAGAACUUUUUCGACAAUUUGAUGAACACCAUCCUUGAUGUCCAAGGCAAGACGAAGGAUAACUUGAAGUCAAGACUGGAUUUAGUUGAUAUUUGUGCUCGACGAACUUCAUGUUGA
This is a messenger RNA of Brassica oleracea var. oleracea, 1188 nucleotides long. RefSeq lists its product as uncharacterized. The transcript has 3 exons. NCBI's taxonomy places the organism in Eukaryota, Viridiplantae, Streptophyta, Magnoliopsida, Brassicales, Brassicaceae. Bases 1 to 1188 code for a protein of 395 amino acids. The record is from RefSeq and is a predicted model, not a curated record.